Molecule: messenger RNA, 1687 nt
Organism: Plasmodium vivax (malaria parasite P. vivax)
Lineage: Eukaryota; Apicomplexa; Aconoidasida; Haemosporida; Plasmodiidae
Exons: 1
Coding region: 523-1560 (345 amino acids)
Source: RefSeq, a predicted model, not a curated record
ACAAAGGGGGGGGGUGCAACUCCUCUACAUCGCCCCUGGUCCAAGUAGAACACUCCGCAUUGGAGAUUCCCAAAAUAGUGCGUGUAAAUGUGAAGUUGGGGGGCCAACCGUUUUUUCUGUUAUUUCGCCCCCGAAUGGGCAAAAGGAGAUACGCGUGUAGAGAGGCAAAGAGGAGGAGGACUCAACCUGUGAAGCGGCGAAACUUCGUGCAAAAAAUAAAAAUGCCCUCCCAGCGGAAUGAUCUUCACUGAUGGGGUGUAACUUUUUCGUGGGAUCCCCCGCACAGUACAUUGGACAGGGCAUGGUGCGCACGGUUGGAAAGAAAGGGGGGAGAAGGGAUAGACUUCGUUACCAUUUAUUAUCUUUUAUUAGCUCUUUUUACCCCCUUUCACCUCUUUUUUCCCAUUUUUAAGCGCAAAAUUGAGUACUGCCCCGCUUCGCGGACCUUUCCACCGCGUGCGUAGCAGCUGGGCUACUUCUCCCCCGGCACUGCCUCAGUUGCGUGUUUUCCCCCCCACCACCAUGUUUAGCGGGAGGAGCACACACGCGCUGCAGUGGGGGAGAGGCCACCUCAAACGCGCGUGCAUGUGGAGGCAACUCAUGUGCAGCUAUUCCAGUAAGGAAAAACUGGGCAGCAAAAUAUACACGCAGAAGAAGAUCACGAAGAGGGAGAAACUCCUAGGGAUAGUGAAACCGUUCGUAGACGAAAAUUGCGACAGCGCAGAGCCGUAUGUAAUAGCGUACUAUUUAAACAACCCAAUCAAUUUGGCAACCCUGAAAAGUGCAUACGAAAAAGUGGGAUCCCAAGUGCUGUACAAGGAUCCCUAUUUGUACGUAGAAAGUUGCUCACAUUUUAACCAACAAAAUAGUUCAGCUGUGUUCUUUAAAAAUGGAUGCAUGGUCAUAUGGAGCAUGAAUAAGCAAAACAGAAAUAAAUUCUUUCACUUCUCCAAACAGUUCCUACACAUAAACAGUGAAAGUACCAUCGAUCAUUAUGACUUUGAAGAACUGCAAGUGGAAAAUAUAAGCAACAAAAGUUACGUUAAUAACUCUGUUAUUUAUUUAACGUCCAGCAAUUACAGGACGACGGACAAGAUAGCCAUUUCGUUUGGACUGCUCAGCGCCGUGAGGUUAAAUAAUUUGGAAAAAAAAAUUGAGAAGAAAUUAUUUUACGAAAAUGAUCAAAUCGAAAAUUUAAAAAAAAAAAUGAAGUCCAGUAAUUUGGACCAUUUAUCCAAGCAAUUAUUUACCUCCAAAAUUACGCUUCACAAUUUGAGGUACGAACUGAACAUCGAUCAGGACAUCCUGGACGUCCCAGAAGCGCUGUGGGAACUGGAGUACCAGAAGAAGCUGUUUUUAAACAUCCUACACAUUUUUGAUAUAAAGCAGAGGGUGGAUUUGCUCAAUCAUAGACUGAGCUGGACUUUGGAUUACUUAAAUUCCUUUUUGGACUACGUGAAUCAGAAGCACUCCUCUCGCCUGGAGCGCAUCAUCAUCGUCAUAGUUGGCCUCGAGCUUGUGCUCGGCAUUAUGCAGAUGGGCAACACGAUAGGGUUGUAGGGGGUGUGUUGCUGAAUUUGCAUGUGUGGGUGGGUGAAUUUGCAUGUGCGGAUUGCCUACCCUUCCCGCGUGACCACCUGUUGGGGGGGGCACGGGGUACAAAAAAAAGGGGAAAAAAAGAGGGGAG